Molecule: messenger RNA, 1996 nt
Organism: Diorhabda sublineata
Lineage: Eukaryota; Metazoa; Arthropoda; Insecta; Coleoptera; Chrysomelidae
Product: fidgetin-like protein 1
Exons: 6
Coding region: 256-1833 (525 amino acids)
Molecular function (GO): ATP binding; ATP hydrolysis activity; microtubule severing ATPase activity
Source: RefSeq, a predicted model, not a curated record
AUACGUGUUGUCUAACUUUACAAAUUUUAAAAUCAAAUUUAACAAUUUUUUACACCAAAUAUAGUAACAUUUUUUUCGAUUUGAAAAAUUAAAUAGGGUUAACUAAUUUAUAGUUUUUGUUCUUAGUUAAAAAAUAAAUAAUACAACUAGUUAUGCAAUACGCUUCAUGGUGAUGUUUGUUGCCGUACUUAUAUAUAUAUAUACUUAACCUCACUUUUUUAAACUUAUUGAGUGUUGUUUUUAUCGUAAAUUAAAAUGGAAAAUAACAUUUUACGUGAUUUAAAUCUAUCAGUACAUCAUGAAAUUUAUUUCGAUGAUGCAAACACCUCCGAUAGUUUACGAAAAUUACUGGUGCAUUUGGUAAAAGCGUCUCCCGAAACUUUAUCCAAUGAAAAUAUUUGUGCUUUAAUUAACGAUAAACUCGAAUCGUAUAUAAAUAAAAACGAUGAAACUAUUUACGAUGAUAAAUUAAAAACUGUAUUAACAAAAUCUAAUAACGUCGUAAGUUCUAAUUUCAAAUCGAAAUUAGGUACUAUAAAUCCUAAAUCGUUCAUAAAACCUUUACCUUGUGCUACAGAAUCGAUAAGUUACUGCCCUGAGUCGGAAAAUUUAAGUAAAACAGAAUUAGAAGAGUUUUUGGAUACUUUUAAGAAUCGUUUAGUAACUAAUCGAAACGUUAAACAAGUUUUGUACCCCGAAAGAAAAACUACAACUACAGAUAUGAAAAUAGGAAAAGAAACUAGUGGGGCAUUCAAAACUGCUAGGGAAGAACUAGAUUUACAAAAUUUUAAAAAGUACGGUACUACAACUCAGAUUGCUAAAAGGAAAUUAGGGCAUAGAAGGAACGUUAAUAGUAAAUUCAUAUCGCCGUGUUUAUCGCACAGUAAUGAAGAUGUAAAACAAGACGAAACGUCUAUCGAAAUAGACGAUCGUUUAAAACACAUAGAACCCAAAAUGAUCGAACUGAUCAAAUCUGAAAUAAUGGAUAGCGAAACUACACUACAUUGGAACGACAUAGCGGGUUUAUCUUUCGCUAAAACGGCGAUACAAGAAGCAGUAGUAUGGCCGAUGCUACGACCUGAUAUAUUCACCGGUUUGAGGAGACCUCCUAAAGGGAUAUUACUGUUUGGUCCGCCCGGUACGGGCAAAACCCUAAUAGGUAAAUGCGUAGCUUCGCAAAGUAAAUCGACGUUUUUCAGUAUAAGCGCUUCGUCUUUAACGUCAAAAUGGAUCGGGGACGGGGAAAAGAUGGUUAGGGCUCUGUUUACCGUUGCGCGAGUACAUCAACCCUCGGUGAUAUUCAUCGACGAGGUGGAUUCUCUUUUAUCCCAAAGGACGGAUACGGAGCACGAAAGUUCGCGUAGGAUCAAAACGGAGUUUUUGGUGCAAUUGGACGGGGCCACGACGGAAACGGAAGAAAGGAUCUUGGUUAUUGGAGCUACGAAUCGACCCCAAGAAUUGGAUGAAGCCGCGCGUAGGAGGUUCGUUAAACGGUUGUAUAUACCGCUACCGGAAUACGAGGCAAGAUUGGAAUUAAUAAAAAAAUUGAUCGCAAACGAGAAACAUCAAUUGGACGAUCGACAUUUGGAAUCUGUAGCCAAACGAUCCGAAGGAUAUUCCGGGGCGGAUAUAAAAAAUCUUUGUUCGGAGGCUUCGCUCGGUCCGAUACGUUCCAUCGAUAUGAAUAUGAUCGAACAUAUACAAGCGAAUCAAGUGCGUCCUCUGUUGAUUGAGGAUUUUGAAAAGGCGUUGAGUAGAGUUAAAUCAAGCGUUUCCCCGGAUGAUUUGGAACAAUACCUGUCUUGGGAUAAAAUUUACGGUUCCGGAUUUUAAAAAAUAACGUUUUUUUGUCAUUAAAAUUAACUAUCGACAUGGAAAAAUUACGAAAAAACAUUGUUUUGUUCAGAAAAAUUCGUGUUUUGUUUCUUAUAAAUCGAAAUUUCGUUACUACCUUGUAUAUUUUUAUGUAAGAUUUUUAAUAAAAUUAAAUAAAACA